AUGGCAAUGGUGGAUGAUGCCGUGUCGUAUCAAAACAUGGCAAGCCUUAACAGUACAAAGACGGACCGGAAGAUUUUGAUUCAUGUAACCAGACUGUGGUUGUCUAUAUCUGUUGAAGAUGAAUCUUUUGAUUUUCUUGAUUCAAGGGCACAGGCACAGAGCAGUUUGAUAAAGCUAAGCUGGUGUAUUUCUCGAGGAGCUUUUCUUUUGAUUUAUGGUCUGGGUUUGAAGGACAGGCCUAUCUCGACGGCCUCAGUUGGUGUCAAAAGACUGGGAGACCUCGAUCACAAGCCAUUUGUGUCUGCUGCCAAGAUGAAAUAUCCUGCUGCUGAAGCUGAAGAGAAAGCAGGGGAAUUCAUUUCUCUGAUGGACUCCAAAAUUCGGGAGGGAGUUAUCAAUGAAGAAGAUGAUGGCAUCAAAGCAAUAAAGAAUGAGUGGGGUGAUGAAGUGUACAAAUCAGUGGUGACGGCAUUAAGAGAGUUGAAUGAGUACAACCCAGCUGGAAGAUGCCCUGUUCCCGAGUUGUGGAAUUUCAAAGCAGGAAGGAGGGCUACUUUAAGUGAGAGUGUAAAAUUCAUCCUAAGACUUUGGAAGACAAACAAGAGGAAGAGAACCUGAAGUACUGUACUCAGAUGAUUGGCACUCGGCUUCUUCUUCUUUUACCUGAUUUACCGUUGAGAGUACAGAAUUCAUACUAGUACUCAUCUAUUCUUUUUAAAUGAAUAUUGGUUAACGAAAUUGAAGCUAAUUAUGAUACUCUUCAAAGUUUCUGGUUGGAUUUUGGUUGAUGUUUUUCUAUACACAUAAUACUCUCAGAAACCUAGUGCUGCAUUUUUUGUUUCGACUUUGUGCUCCAGCAUAAAUUCAUACUAAUUUGGGUGUUUGGUUGUGGGUUUGUGGUUGUUGGAAAAGGGGCAUAUGAAUUUUCAUAUAU
Messenger RNA from Daucus carota subsp. sativus, 934 nucleotides. Its product is annotated as factor of DNA methylation 1-like. The coding region runs from base 1 to 618 and encodes 205 amino acids. Gene Ontology annotation, biological process: gene silencing by siRNA-directed DNA methylation. Lineage: Eukaryota; Viridiplantae; Streptophyta; Magnoliopsida; Apiales; Apiaceae. The transcript is spliced from 5 exons. The record is from RefSeq and is a predicted model, not a curated record.